AUGCAUGUUUACGAGCCAGACGGCGCGAUUUGCCGCGUGGUGUCUCUCGUUCCAGAGUUUAUCUUGACGAAUGCCUUGAAUAUGCCCCUUUUCUUUCGCCAAUACGGAACACAGGGACCGGCGUUUGAAGUGCACCCUAGCCAAAGCUACCCAGUGUACUGGGCAAGCUCUGAGCUCCCUCAGGCUAUUCAAUUUAGGCCUGGCAUGGGGGAAGGCUAUGCGUGGUCAGGGGCUGUGAUUGCGAGCGAGGAAACUGCGGGGAAGAGUUGGAUUGCGCUGUACAACGGCAUGGGGGAUGGCGCACCUGGAGUUUUUUGCGUGGAGGUGGCUCCCGAUGGCGGGGUGAAAAGCAUUUGCAUCCGGGGAGCUGAAAGCGCAUCGGAGGGGUUCUUGGUUAUCAAUAAAUGCCCUGAAAUUCAACGGGUUAUGGUGCACACAUACCACACGGAGAUGAGCUCUCAGAGCCAGACGGGGGGGGAAACGGCGAGCAGUUCGGCAGCCUCCUCGUCCUCGGCGCAUAGGUACAAGCAGCACGCCACGAAGCUUCCAGAUUUCGACUUCCACUUUUUUGCACAUGAAGGAGAAACCGUCGCUUACGGCUGGCCCUUCCCUUUUACUUAUGCCUCCCGUCCGUGUCAGGUGCUGUUGUGGAUAGACAGCAAGACGGUGGCACCAAAGAGCCCUAUAGUGUUGGAUCUGGAGACUCCUCAGUACAAGCGGUACGAAGUGAAUCUGGGAUUGCGAGGCAUGCCACAAAUCAUCGUGAGGACAGAGAAGCGGGGAGAUGCCAUGAUCAUCGAAGCCCUCGAGAGUCCCUUGCGGAGUUUGCACGUGGCGAUCAACAUGGCGCAGGUUGGGGUGUCUCUAAUCUACGACGCUGUGAGAGAAGAGCUGUGUUUCGCGGAGCUGUCGCAACUGGCCAUAGGCUUUCAGGAGCGUGGCGAGCGGCAGAAACUGCUGGUGCGCAUCGCCGACAUUCAAGUUGACAAUCAAAUGGAGCAAGGUCGCAAACCCGUCCUCUUGGCAAACAGAGGCGGAGGUGGACAUGGAUCCGAUGAGGACUUUAUGUGGGCAUGCAUGACGUCUUUGGGUUUGAUGAGCGCCGCCUCCCGCCGCACCGUUUCUUCGCAAGAACUGGAAAUGUGGCUACAGUCGCCUAUUCACCAAACAUACAGCCCCCCGCCCCUGCCCACUGUAUUGGCACUCGAGUCUAUGCUAAUUGACCGAUUUGACGUCUACUGCUGGUGCUCCUUCGUCCUCGACAAGAUGCACAUGCUCUCGGACCUCCUGAAAGUUGGACUGCGCAUUUUAAUGGCAUCAGGCCGUCUCGAGCUCAUGUUGAACUUUCAGCGCGAAGAGUUCAGAAACCUGCGUGGAACUGCCAAGACCUUUGUCUCUUCAUUGCAGGAGCGGUAUACGUAUCACUUGUUAAAUUCAGUAUUUUCUUCUUUGGGUCAGAGCUCGCUUUUGAAUGUACCACGCAUGCCGUAUGAGCUCGGGAAGAACACCAUUGGGUUGGCGGCCAACGCUGUGGAUAGUGUCAGUGCGGGUUUAGGCAGUCUACUUUCAACCUUCACCUUUGACUCGGAGUACAUCAACAGGCGACAGAGGGAGAGAGUGCGCAAUACUGCGAGUAUGCGGGACGGGUUUCUGUCAGCGGGCAGGAACAUUGGAGAGGGCGUAUGGUCUCUGACAAAUAUCGUCACAAAGCCCAUUGAGGGCGCACAGAGAGAAGGUGUGGGCGGCUUCUUUAAAGGCAUAGGCAAGGGCAUUGUCGGAUCGCUUGUUAAGCCUCUAGACAAGGUUGGGCAGGCCGUUUCAGAUGUCACUCGAGGCAUCAAAGCGGAAGUAUCAAAGCCAAUUGGGGCGCACAAGUUUAGAAACGAAAGAAGACGCAAACCCCGCUUGCUCGGCGAACUGGGGGAAAUAAGGUGCGAUCCUGUUCGCUUCUCAACUGCGGCUUCCACUCAGGCCCUACGACGAAACAGAGGCGACACUUCGCGAGCGUCUCGGCUUAGCAGUGACGCGCCGCAUGCAGAAGUUCAUAACGGUUCUGAAGGAAGAGGCGCUUCCUCCCCGUCAUUUUGUAGUGCUGUUUUAUCCCAAGGAUAUUUUCUUUGUGGACUUUCAUCAUCAGGGCCGGCCACUCCACAGUGCAGAGACCUAAAGACAUACUGGCCGCAGUCAGCAGCCUAG
Messenger RNA from Cyclospora cayetanensis, 2196 nucleotides. RefSeq lists its product as uncharacterized. Gene Ontology annotation, cellular component: extrinsic component of membrane. Bases 1 to 2196 code for a protein of 731 amino acids. The transcript is spliced from 10 exons. Gene Ontology annotation, biological process: protein targeting to vacuole; protein retention in Golgi apparatus. The record is from RefSeq and is a predicted model, not a curated record. NCBI's taxonomy places the organism in Eukaryota, Apicomplexa, Conoidasida, Eucoccidiorida, Eimeriidae.